AUGGUCCUCUUCAGCCUGAACGCUGGCCUCGCGGUCAGCCUUCUGGGCGCUUUGUCGUCGUACCCGUCCGGGGCGAUCUCAGCAGCUCUCCCUCAAGGGGAAAGCUCGCCGUUCGAGUCCGACAGUGCCAACAACACCUGGUACCAUCUACAGUCGUUCGGAGUUAACCAAAAAUACCACAAGAGCACGCCCAGCUUCGUUUCGUUCACCGGCAACGACGGCUAUCUCACCGAGUCAAAGUCCGACGCCGCCCGCUUCUGGAUAUGGGGAGGACAACUCGGGGUGGACGACAAAUUUGUGCAUCUGGACUUCAGCAACGGGUAUGCGGUGGUCAAGCUCGACGAGCGUCCCAGCGAGGAGGACUACGGCUUCUUCCACGGUGAGGACGGCUGGCUUCACGUCCAGGGUGGAGGCAUCUCCUACGGCGAGGGCAGCCAAGCGGUCUUUUGCCAGAGUGACGAUGGAUCAAUCUUCCUGCAGGGCCAUGGAAAGCCCCCCUUUGCUUGUCAAGACAUUGGUUUGGCACCAAGGCAGCGAGCUGGUCCCGCACCCAGGUCACUACCACCACGUCCAGGCAAAGCCGGUGCUCAACGUUCGCCUUCUCCGAUCCCAACAGCAACCUCAACUGUUGUGCCUCGAAGUGUACCUGAAUGGUGGAAACGUCAAGUAGGUGGUGGCCGCGGAGGUGGCGGCGGUGGUCGCGGCGGCGGUGGUGGUGGUCGUGGCGGCGGCGGUGGUGGUCGCGGUGGCGGCGGUGGUGGCUGA
Molecule: messenger RNA, 765 nt
Organism: Fonsecaea monophora
Lineage: Eukaryota; Fungi; Ascomycota; Eurotiomycetes; Chaetothyriales; Herpotrichiellaceae
Exons: 2
Coding region: 1-765 (254 amino acids)
Source: RefSeq, a predicted model, not a curated record